This is a messenger RNA of Coprinopsis cinerea okayama7#130, 822 nucleotides long. RefSeq lists its product as hypothetical. The transcript has 4 exons. NCBI's taxonomy places the organism in Eukaryota, Fungi, Basidiomycota, Agaricomycetes, Agaricales, Psathyrellaceae. The record is from RefSeq and is a predicted model, not a curated record. The coding region runs from base 1 to 822 and encodes 273 amino acids.
AUGAGCCGCCCUGUGUACCCCGCAUAUCCAUUCUGGGACGUACUCCUCUAUAGUUACUGGGGUAUUACAGGUGUCAGGAUUAUAGCUUGUAAAAGGCUGCAACAAAAGAAAGAGGGAGAGACAGACGAUCGAAGAAAACCAAAGACAAAACCAAGACGGAGAACGCGAAAGAAAACGACGCCAAACGGAACAGCCGACUCCCAGCGGUCAUCGAAACGAAAUGCGCUUGAGGGAAGUGUUGCGCAGGACCCUCCGACAGGCAUUCGCCCGCAAGUGGACUAUGCGUCCUCAUCUUCAUUGUCCUCGUCCCUCUUCCUCGAAAUCAACACAUCAUCCCACUCAUCUCCCCCAUGCCCAUGUCCAUGGCUCCUCGAACUGCUCAAAGCAGCAGCCGAGGCUUGCCUCCGCAGCUCCGAGUUAUCCAUCAACAUCCCAGGGUUUAUCUCCCUCCUGUCCUCCGUCGCGAUAGCCGACCCAUCUAACCACGAAAGCGGCUCAGGGCGACACAAAACAGCUAAGAAGUUCUUGCGCCAGCUGCCAUGCGAGAACGGAUUUGGUGGAGGAGGUCCCGGGACAAGGCUCUUGUGCGCUUGGUUUCGAAUCUGGUUGGUGGAAGUGGUCAGCCACGCACAUGGAGAAGCGGUAAUGAGAAACAAAGAUUCGGAAGAGGAUAGACCAAUGGCAGGCAAAGGAUGCCUUAAGCCCUCUCCCCAAACAACGGGAAAGGCUUUCAGCCCGAAGAAGCAACUUGCUGGACCAGGCCUCCUGAUAAAGAUAGCACAAGGUACAGCAAGAAUGGGCAAACGCAAGGGCAGCAGAUGA